Molecule: messenger RNA, 1673 nt
Organism: Emiliania huxleyi CCMP1516
Lineage: Eukaryota; Haptophyta; Isochrysidales; Noelaerhabdaceae
Exons: 1
Coding region: 12-1478 (488 amino acids)
Source: RefSeq, a predicted model, not a curated record
GCUCGAUUCGCAUGCCCGCCAUCGCCCUCACCCUAGCGCUCACCGGCGCGCCACUAGGAUGGCUCUGCUGGCGCUGCGGUCACGGCUCGCGUCGAUUUUGGGAGGCGCCCACUUCUUGCGCCUGUGAUCUCGGCUGGGAAGGAGCUUGCUGCGACGUGCGAUCGGGCUACGCAGAGGGGCCGUUCGCGCUGCACCGGAUCCGCAACGAUCAGGUCGAGCACGAGCUCUCGUAUGCUCGCACCGGGUCGGCGAUCCCGGCGUCGCUGCACGGGAUCUGGUGGAUGGACCAGCGAGGCGUGCACCUCCCGCAGCCUUCCGAUCCCGAGUACAGACAGGUCGUUGAGAGCUCGGCCGACGAACUGCUCGUCACGUGGGGUGACGGCGCGGGUUGGGACCCUGCCACGCGAUGCGUCGGUCGCGUGCCAAUCUAUGGAGGCGCAGCGGGCCACUGGACGUUCAUGGACGUUUCCGCAAGCGGCACGAGCGGUGUCUUUAGCUCGGCGCUGGACAACCGAGCGAUGCUCGACUUCUGCUUCACCGACAAUACCAUGCAGACCAUCGACCUGCAUCUCUACGUUAAGGCCUCUUCCAUCGUGGGUAGCGCUCCCUCCGAUGCUUACGUCGAGCUUCCGAUGUGGGCCUUUCACAUGAGCAUGGAGCGCCGCCCGUGGGGAUGGGACCGGGUCACGCGAGUGCUCGACGCCGCCGCGCUGCUCUCCUCCCUGCCGCCGGGCCUGCUCUCCUCCCUCUCUGCCGUCGAGGCGCACUAUCCCGUCUUUCAGAUCGUCGAUGGGGACGGACAGCGCACAGAGCACUAUCCGGCCUACCUUGCUUGGGCGGAUAGCCCCGACUCCUGGCCCGCUUAUAACCGGAGUGCCUGCGUCGACCCCCACAUGGGUGGCGAGAUCUCCUCAUUCUGGUGCCCGCUGAAUGCCGGCAACGGCACGCAGCUUGUGGGACGCAAGGCAACCAAACCUGUUGUGUGCGAGACAACUCAGCCGCCAGCCCGGGUGACGCUCACUGCCGAGGGGUCCAUCUACUGCUACGAGGUCGAGUCGGCUUCCUACGCAGAGGGCUGCAUGCUAGGCGCGGCCGAGCCCCACGUCGUUGCCGUGUGGCCUGCUUCGCUGCUUGGCGAGAAAGCGAUCCUAAGGAGCAUCGAGGACGAGGGCUCCUGCGUCGAGCGAGGCUACACCGCGGUCAUCAUGAAGAGCGACCCGUUCUACCAGGGCGUCGACAUCUACGCCGCGCCCGGCACGAGCAUCCUGCAGCCAACAGUCGACAUGUGGCGCCUCGCCAGCGACGCCCUCCGCGUGGGCGACUCUGCUUGGACGACGUAUGCCUGGGCUUGGGCGAUGACCUGGAUCUGGCUCGUGACACCCGCCGCUAUCGUCGACGUCGAUUGGUGGAUACCCGCCACGGAGGAGGCUCUCGCAGCGUGCACCCCCGAUAUCGAGAGGGCGGCCACAGGCUGCUGAAACAGGCUCAUGCUCCUGCUUAUUGUGGAGUCGUCGCAUCCAUGUGUUCGUGGUACAAUAAUGUACGGCGAUAUGGCGUCGUGUACGCGUGUACGAAGCUAACCAUGUCACCGUUUUUGCGUUUCCCCUUAUUUUGUGUCUGUCGAGAUGGAGGUGGGGAGACGGCUAGUGAGUUGAAGUACUGAGUUUUACGGA